AUGCUAUUGACUUUUGUAGCACUUGCAAACCUAUUUCUUCCAUUCGUGCAUGCAUAUGUUGGUUUUACCAACCCUCUCAAAUCAACAGAUGGAAGUGACCCGUUCAUGGUCCAUAACGAUGGAUUCUACUACCUGCUCACGACAACAUGGUCAAAUGUACAGAUCACAGGUGCGGCGACAAUCUCGGGACUCAAGACUGCGACACCAACAGUUGUUUGGUCUGACUCGACGGCGAGUCGCUGUUGCAACGUCUGGGCACCAGAGCUCCAUCAAAUUGACGGAAUAUGGUACAUUUACUACACUGCUGGCGUGAGCACAAAUAUUAACAACCAGCAUAUCAAUGUCCUUCAAGGAGGGACGAAUCCUAUGGACGCCUAUUCCUGGAAGUCUACCAUCAUACCUGACGUUUGGGCAAUUGAUGCAACCGUUGCGAACCUUGCCAAUGCGUGGUAUAUCUUCUUCUCAGCUACUAGUCCGAAUGGCCUGCAGAGCCUGUACGGUGCGAAGAUGGCGAAUCCGUAUACUGUGACGGGAAGUUAUUCACUCAUUUCCGAGCCAACGUUGAGCUGGGAACGUGAUGGAGCGGCAGUGAAUGAAGGACCGCAGGUAUUAAUUAACGGAACAAGGGCUUGGAUGACGUAUUCGGCUUCGUACUGUUGGACGGAUGGAUAUUCUCUUGGUCAACUUACUUGGACAGGAGGAGAUCCGCUCUCAGCCUCAUCUUGGGCAAAGUACACAGCCGGUCCAGUAUUUUCAAGCGCCAAUGGAGACUACGGUCCUGGACACAACGGUUUCUUCACAAGUCCGGAUGGCUCCAUGACCUACAUUGUUUAUCAUGCAUCUGCGACGAGUGAUGUCGCGUGUGAUGGAACUCGCCGUACAUUUGCUCAACCUGUAUAUUGGCAUACGGAUGGAUCACCGAACUUUGGAGAUCCGAGGCCUGUAUCCGACUUGAUCCCAGUACCUCCAGGUGAUGGUUCGUAG
Fomitiporia mediterranea MF3/22 is the source of this 984-nucleotide messenger RNA. Its product is annotated as Arabinanase/levansucrase/invertase. Gene Ontology annotation, molecular function: hydrolase activity, hydrolyzing O-glycosyl compounds. NCBI's taxonomy places the organism in Eukaryota, Fungi, Basidiomycota, Agaricomycetes, Hymenochaetales, Hymenochaetaceae. The record is from RefSeq and is a predicted model, not a curated record. Bases 1 to 984 code for a protein of 327 amino acids. The transcript is spliced from 6 exons. Gene Ontology annotation, biological process: carbohydrate metabolic process.